Molecule: messenger RNA, 483 nt
Organism: Diaporthe batatas
Lineage: Eukaryota; Fungi; Ascomycota; Sordariomycetes; Diaporthales; Diaporthaceae
Exons: 4
Coding region: 1-483 (160 amino acids)
Source: RefSeq, a predicted model, not a curated record
AUGGAUAUCGAUCCUCACGAGAAUGAUCUACCAAUGCUCAUCGAGCAGGCCGUCCAUGACCUCUACCAUCUCCGCGACGGGGCACACGUGAAAGAUGCCAGUGUUGCAGAUCUCGAGAUCGCCUGCGAUGCUGCUGUAAGCGCAGCUGAGGCCUACAAUGAUAACCGUGAAAACCAAUCCAAGAUCAACCUUCGAUGGUUUUACAUCUGCGUUCAAGGCCAUCUUCUCAUCGAUCUCAAGCCCGAGUUGCUGCUCGACGGUAAGGUCGAGCGCCUCCAGCGAAAUGCCCAGCCCGGGCAGCCCCCACAGCAGCAGCCUUCACAGUCCGUCGAGGACGGCCACUCUUCGUCGGCAGGUUCGCUUGGUCGAAGCCUUGGCUCUAUCGAGAACAAGUAUGGGAGGGUCAUGCACCUGGACGAGUGGAAGACUUAUCUGACGCAGGUUGAGGCCAAUGCCCAGAAGAAGAGGAAGCGCUCAGCAUGA